Messenger RNA from Oncorhynchus masou masou (cherry salmon), 2117 nucleotides. RefSeq names its product E3 ubiquitin-protein transferase RMND5B-like. The record is from RefSeq and is a predicted model, not a curated record. Gene Ontology annotation, biological process: proteasome-mediated ubiquitin-dependent protein catabolic process. The coding region runs from base 326 to 1444 and encodes 372 amino acids. Gene Ontology annotation, molecular function: protein binding; ubiquitin protein ligase activity. NCBI's taxonomy places the organism in Eukaryota, Metazoa, Chordata, Actinopteri, Salmoniformes, Salmonidae. Gene Ontology annotation, cellular component: cytoplasm; GID complex; nucleus. The transcript is spliced from 9 exons.
AUGAGCUACUUCAGGCCCUUGACGAGGUGAAUCAGAUGAGCUACUUCAGGCCCUUGACGAGGUGAAUCAGAUGAGCUACUUCAGGCCCUUGACGAGGUGAAUCAGAUGAGCUACUUCAGGCCCUUGGCUAGAUGAAUCAAAUGAGCUACUUCAGGCCCUUGACUAGGUGAAUCAGAUGAGCUUCUCCAGGGCUACAACAAAAUGGUGAAAUGUCUGGGGGUCCCUGGGGAGAGGUUUGAAAACCGCUGACCUAGGCCUAGUUCCCUUGGUUAUGUGUGUUGUCUCUCCCAGGUGGUAGUGAAUGAGGUAGAGUCCCAGUCUAGGUAUGGAGCAGUGUGCAUGUGUGGAGCGGGAGCUGGAGAAGGUGCUCCAUAGGUUCGUCAUGUACGGACACCAGUCAGAGGAACGUCUGGACGAACUUCUACGCAGCGUCUGUGAGCUACGGGGACAGCUGGUUACAUUCGGGGUACGAGAUGCAGAUCUGACGGUGUUGUCUCAGACCAUGGCCCAGUGUUGUAAGAACAUUAAAGAAACGGUACAGCUGCUGGCCUCCAGACACAAGGACAUCCACGGCAGUGUCUCCAAAGUGGGCAAAGCUAUCGACAGGAACUUUGAUGCAGAGGUGAGUGCAGUGGUGGCAGAGACGGUGUGGGACUCACCUGAGAGACAGAAGUACCUGAGUGAGACCAUUGUGGAACACUUGUACAGACAAGGCAUGCUGAGCGUGGCAGAGGACCUAUGUCAGGAGUCUGGAGUAGUAAUUGACAUGAGCAUGAAGCAGCCGUUCUUGGAACUCAACAGGAUCCUGGAGGCCUUGAGGAUGCAGGACCUCAGACCAGCACUAGAGUGGGCAGUAACAAACCGGCAGCGCCUGCUGGACCUGAACAGUACCCUGGAGUUCAAGCUGCACCGCCUCUACUUCAUCAGCCUGUUAAAUGGAGGCAUCACCAACCAGCUGGAGGCACUACAGUACGCCAGGCACUUCCAGCCCUUCGCCUCACAGCACCAGAGAGACAUCCAGAUCCUCAUGGGUAGUCUGAUUAUUUUACAAUGCUCGUCUUUGUUUCUGACUGCAGUAUGUAUCUGUGAUCUCCACGUCUGUCCCUCUGUGUUGAAUGUCAGUUUUGCAUCAGGCUGCAUGGCUCUGCCCGUCCUGAUGAACAUCAAACAGGUGAUUGAACAGAGACAGUGUAGUGGAGUCUGGACACACAAGGACGAGCUGCCUAUUGAGAUAGACCUGGGGAAGAAGUGCUGGUACCACUCUGUGUUCGCCUGUCCCAUCCUCCGCCAGCAGACGUCAGAGAGCAACCCUCCCAUGAAGCUCAUCUGUGGACACGUCAUCUCCAGAGACGCCCUCAACAAACUCACCAACGCUGGAAAACUGAAAUGUCCCUACUGUCCCAUGGAGCAGAACCCGUCAGAUGCCAAGCAGAUCUUCUUUUGAUCCCCCAUCCUGUUUCCUGAAACCGCCAGGCCCUUGGAGCUACAGUAGCUACCUGCAACCCCAGGACCUCUGGAAAUCCCAUCCUACUUACUCACAGGCACCAAUUUGCCCCAGUGCCCCCCCCCAAACUCAGACAGAUCCCUUCCAGUGAUGGCUCAAGGCUGUAAUACUCCUGCCUCCUCUUGCCUCAUCAACAGCUCCUAGUGUACAGAGGGCUGAUGUGGAUGGCCCAUCAAACCACUUCUAUCCAUAGAGAGACAGAGAGGAGUCGGUCGGCAUGAAGACGAAGGAAACAUCUCAAAAGGAUUGUUCAUUCAUUGACACUCGUUCAUUUGCAACUGCCUGCUGAACUUAUUCUACUCUUUUUCUUUAAGGAUGUGAUGAGGCGUUUUGCUUUCUUUUGUGAGAUUUUGAUAGGGUGUCGAGUUGAGUUGAUAGGGUGUCGAGUUGAGUUGAUAGGGUGUCGAGUUGAGUUGAUAGGGUGUCGAGUUGAGUUGAUAGGGUGUCGAGUUGAGUUGAUAGGGUGUCGAGUUGAGUUGAUAGGGUGUCGAGUUGAGUUGAUAGGGUGUCGAGUUGAGUUGAUAGGGUGUCGAGUUGAGUUGAUAGGGUGUCGAGUUGAGUUGAUAGGGUGUCGAGUUGAGUUGAUAGGGUGUGAGUUGAGUUGAUAGGGUGU